UCUGCCCCGUUUUAGGCAGCAGGCGUUGCCAACCGGCACUUCCUGCCUCAUGAGCUGUCACAGAUGUCGGCUCAGUUGGGAGGUUGUUGUCUUUCAACUUAUGCUGCAUAAAACCGUAGAGGACUUGUAAAGGUCUGCUUCUGCGUUCUGCUUUUUUUUUUAAAUUUUCCUCUCAGCGCAGUAACGUAGCGACAGCACCUCUUUGUUCAAUUGCUCACGUUUAUCUGCAAACCUUGUGUUUUGUGAAAUAAUAUGGGUUAGUCACGGUGAAGGUGGAUACUUAGAUCUUAUGAAGUGAUCUGCUAAUUCCACAUGGUGGAGUUGGCAAUGCGAUUGACGCUCAGUAAUGAGAUUUUUCCCUCCUGAUCCUUCUUUGCCGUGUAGAUGCACUGCGACCUGUUUGUUUGCUAUUUUGGAAUGUUAAGGAAACUUGCUAGAGGAAGUGGGAGUUGUUCUUCCCUAAGGAAUAUGCGUACCUUCCACCCUGUGCCGUCCCAUUUUUUGUUGUAAGUGGGCUACAGAAAAGGCAAGUUGUAGUGAGAUCAGUUUAUUUUAUCAGAGCUUUAUUUCUUUUUUUCUGUUUCUGCGAUUAUUUCUCAUUCAGAAUUUGGUGGUUUAUUUACCGUUCCUCAGCUGGUUUCUACAGAUAGAUUAAAUGUGAUCUAAGAAAAGCUUGAUAGCAUCUCUCGCGAAGGCUGUGAUCAAUUAUGGAGCACUAAGCUGUAUACAAAAGCAGAGCGUUACAUUUAGGAUGUAAUGAAAAAAUUGGGAAGUACUGUUUGGAGGAGAGCAAUGCAGGCUGGUUCAGAGCAGCCUCGGAUGUGCAAGUGAAAAGUAAAAAAGAGAGAGAGAAGGGCAGCCCGUAGAUUGUCUUCUCUAAGGAGGAAUCUUCAUCACUGCCAUGUGCAAUUGCUCUGGGUCUGGGAAUCUACUGUGACUGGAGGCGUUCCGGUGUUGACGCUCAGUGAGAAAACACAAAGAGAACGACUGGCACAAAAAGUUCUGCAGUUGCAGGGAAGAUAUUAUGCAUUCCUACCAUAAAAGAGUAGAUUCGGAAUACUCUGCACGCCAUAUUAAGAGACCUUUGUAUCUAUAGAUUAUCACAGUCAAAUGAAUAUUUUCCUGUGCGGUAGAAAGAACAUAACGCCAGGUCUCCGCUGGACUUGACCCGACAUUUCCGCAGGGAAUGUUCCGUCUUUUUGAGCUUCCCGUGCUCAAGGCAGGGCGGGCAUGUCUCGUUGGCGCUCGGUGCGUGCAGUGCCGGGAGGAGGCUGCGGGCGCCGCUGUUGACCGAGAGGAGCGAGAGGAAGGUCGGAGCGCUGCAGCCCCGCCCGCUGCGGCCCGGCUCGAUCGCUGGAUCGCUGGAUUCCUGGAUCGGAAAGUGGUCUGUUUCCGAUCGUCCCAGCGGUGCGGAGCCGAGCUCCAGCGAGGCGGAGGGGCGGGCGGCACUUCCCAGGAGCGGCAAGUCGUAGCCGUAGUGGGAGCCGGAUCGGCGAUCGGCGGCGGGGAUCUGCCGGCGGUGUUGCGGUGCCGGCGGUGCGGCGGCGGAGAUGUGCGCGGCGGGGAGGCGCUGGGGCCGGCGGCAGCGAGUGCUGCUGUGGGGCGUCCUGCUGGCGGCCUGGGAGGCGGCGUGGGGGCAGCUGCGCUACUCGGUGCCCGAGGAGAUGCCCAAGGGCUCGUUCGUGGGCGACGUGGCCAAGGACCUGGGGCUGCAGAUGCCGGAGCUCCGAGAUCGUGGUGCCCGCGUUGUCACCGGAGGUAGGACGCAGUAUUUUGCUCUGCACGGUAAGACGGGACAUUUAGUGACGGCCGAGAGGGUCGACAGAGAGCAGCUGUGCCGGCUGGUGGAGCAAUGCGUGCUGCGCUGUGAGCUGAUUGUGGACGGGGAAACGAAAGUUUAUGAAAUCGAAGUAGAAAUCACGGACAUUAACGACAAUGCCCCGACCUUCAAAGAAAUCGAACUGCAGGAGAGGAUAAGCGAGAUGACAAGCAAUGAGGAUGAGAGGCUGGCUUCCUGCUGGGAAAACUGGAGGAUGAAUGUGUUUUUGGCUGAGCAGUGGUCUGAUGUUGUGCCUGGUGCCAAGGCCUGUGCCAUCUUUUCUGUGACCCUGGUUUCUCUGUCCUGA
Messenger RNA from Pipra filicauda (Wire-tailed manakin), 2126 nucleotides. Its product is annotated as protocadherin gamma-A12-like. Lineage: Eukaryota; Metazoa; Chordata; Aves; Passeriformes; Pipridae. The coding region runs from base 1551 to 2126 and encodes 191 amino acids. Gene Ontology annotation, molecular function: calcium ion binding. The record is from RefSeq and is a predicted model, not a curated record. Gene Ontology annotation, cellular component: plasma membrane. Gene Ontology annotation, biological process: homophilic cell-cell adhesion. The transcript has 2 exons.